AAGUGUGUGAUGCUGCCUAUUUAUGACGCCGCCUACAGUCCUAGUGCGCACAUCGCCUGUGCUUUCAGACUCCCGAGUCCAUAGCGCUAAAUUACUUUAUCAAAAACCUGUUGAGGUAAUCCUUGCGUGACCCUUAGAACUUUCAAUUUUGGAGGUUUCUAGUAACUGUUUGACAUUUUGUCAGUCUUUAAGGCCUGAGCAAACUGCCAAUCCGAUGUAUCGGACAUGGCUACAGUUCCUCGCGCUUCUGGGUGGAUUUGCAGUGCCAGGUGUGCUGCGAGUCGGUGGGAUGGAGGUUUUUAUGUCCAAUGAGGUGGAAGCAGUGAACGGGACAGAAGUGAGACUGAAGUGCACCUUUAAGUCCAAACACCCCGUGUCCCUCUCCUCUGUGACUGUCUCCUGGAACUUCCGUCCCUUGGCCCCGGGAGACGAGGAGUCGGUGUUUUACUACCAGGAUACGGCAUACCCCCCUACAGAGGGGCGGUUUAAGGGCCAUGUGGUGUGGUCGGGGGACAUCCUGAGACAGGACGCCUCCAUCAGCCUCCAGGACGUUCCCUUCACCUUCAACGGUACCUACACCUGCCAGGUUCGCAACCUGCCUGACGUCCACGGCAUCAAUGGAGAGGUCACCCUCAGGGUCGUCCACAAAGUCUCCGUCUCUGAGAUAGGCAUGCUGGCUGUAGCCAUCGGGGCAGCCAUCGCCAUAGUCCUGGUGGUGCUGGGCAUCUUUGUGGUGUUCAAGUACCGCAAACUCAACCGCCACGCCAACACAGACCUGGAGCUGCAGGAGAGGGAACUGCAGGAGAGAGAGUUAAAUGCCAGGGUCCUAGAGGAGAGAGAGUUAAAUGGCAGGGUCCUAGAGGAUAGAGAGCUAAAUGCCAGGGUCCUAGAGGAGAGCGAGUUAAAUGCCAGGGUCCAAGAGGAGAGAGAGCUAAAUGCCAGUGUCCAAGAGGAGAGAGAGCUAAAUGCCAGUGUCCUAGAGGAGAGAGAGCUAAAUGCCAGUGUCCUAGAGGAGAGAGAGCUAAAUGCCAGUGUCCUAGAGGAGAGAGAGCUAAAUGCCAGUGUCCUAGAGGAGAGAGAGCUAAAUGCCAGGGAGAAGAAGGAGUGGAAGGACCCUACAGUGUGUUGAGGGGUCUAGGGGGGUCCAGGGGUCAGGGGCAAAUCCCCUCCCUACCUCUGCUGGUGUGGGUGAGGUGUCCUGUUUGGAUGGACUGGUCUCUGACUAGAGGGGCUGGCCAUUCCAGGUCCACUCUGUUUGGGAGGACUGAUGAGGGGGGUUCCUGCUUUCUUCUACCGUCUGCUCACAUGAGUCGCCAUUCAGACUCAACUUGCUACUGUAGUUGAACUUAACCCAGUAUUAGUGAUCCCUUUACAUUCCACCACUUUUUCAGGCACCAUUUCAUGUUUUUUAACAAACAGCUAUGUUAUUGUAUAUUAACUAUGUAGUAUUAUGACUACUAGUAGUCUAUUUGAGUCAAUUAUUUUACUGAGUAAUAGUCCAAGAGACCAGUAUGUUGGAGGAUUUUUUUUAACCAAAAUUGCUGUUCUUUGGAACUUUUUCACUAACAUCAACUCACACUGGGACUGCUGGCCCAGCUGCCUGGCCUGGCCUGUUAUGUCUGUCUGUCUGUGCUUCUCUACAUUAACUCUUGUUAGAUAUGGCUGAAUUGGCACCAGCUGCAGUCUCUUGAUGUGGUGGCAUCCAACUCAACUAGCAGACUGGUUCAGCAACUCUUUGCUCCAGUGUGCAUCUUCUUCUUCAUCACAUUUGGGAUGGUAGCCAUUUGUACCAAAUUCGUUUACAGAAUUAUUUUACCACUUGAAUAAUCAACAUUCCUCUACAGUUGAGCUAAUGGCUCAUAUGGACAUCAUUCCAAAAAUAAUGUUUUUGACAGCAAAUUUGCGAGUGUGUUUUGUGGUUAUGGUCAAGGUCCCAUGGUGAGUUAAGUCAGUGAAACACUUUUGUUAAACCUGUGGUAUCUGGGGGUUGCUAAGGUAAGGGCAGGGGCUGGUGGAAGCCCUGUAUCUGGCAGUGGCUAAUGUUAAGGCUAAGGGCAUUGGGCAGUAAGGCUUUUGGAAGCUUUCCUGGGCCAGGAGUUUUCAGUGACUAUCUGCCAUUUAGUUUUUCUGGCCAACGCUCUCCUGCUUCCUGCAAAAUGACAACUUAAAUGACUGCCUAUUACUUCUGGAUAUAAAAGGAACUGUGAUACAUCUUUGAAUGUAGAUGAAGAACCCCACCAUUCCAUAAAGAAGCCUGUUUACCAUGAAGAAGCCUGUUUACCAUGAAGAAGCCUGUUUACCAUGAAGGAGCCUGUUUUCCAUAAAGGAGCCUGUUUUCCAUAAAGGAGCCUGUUUUCCAUAAAGGAGCCUGUUUUCCAUAAAGGAGCCUGUUUUCCAUAAAGGAGCCUGUUUUCCAUAAAGGAGCCUGUUUUCCAUGGGUCUGUCAUUUUUGUGAACUGAUGUUGCCACCAUGUGUCCAUUAUAGGAAGCAGCUCCAUCUUUCUCCCUCUGUGUCCACACUGAGGAUCAUGGGUGUUGUGGUCUCAAAGGUUUCUCCCUCUCUCAUAUUCUGCCUCUCCUGUUGUAUUACAAAGCUGCCCAUGAGCCACAUGAACAGAGGAGUCUAUCCAAGACACUGCCAACACCCCAGUCUGCCGCUCACUCCUAUAGUGUACAUGAGUAUGACUUUCCGUUUAGGAGAAACAUGACGAUGUCACUGACCCAAUCAUGAGGACAUCGUCAGUCCAUUCUAGCAGGAGACUCUACAAGGUGCUGGAUCUGUUCACCUGCUUGUGCAGUUAUCCAAUCUGAUGUGUUAUGUCUCACCUGAUCAAUAGCUGCCGCCAGCCAGCCCCAUUACCCUCCCAUGGGACUGGAAACAGUAUUCUCCUGGUAAAGAAUUCCAUGAAUGAUUCUAUUGAUUUAUUUCAUGUAUGUGUUUGUAAAGAUCAAAACUGUAUAUUUUAUCACACGUUUUAUAAGGUUGAGAGAUUUAUUUUAGUGUGUGUUUUUCAAUAAAGGAAUGCUUGUUUUGAUGGUUUUAACUCAA
Molecule: messenger RNA, 3049 nt
Organism: Oncorhynchus tshawytscha (Chinook salmon)
Lineage: Eukaryota; Metazoa; Chordata; Actinopteri; Salmoniformes; Salmonidae
Product: myelin protein zero-like protein 2
Exons: 4
Coding region: 215-1129 (304 amino acids)
Biological process (GO): cell-cell adhesion
Cellular component (GO): membrane
Source: RefSeq, a predicted model, not a curated record